Phialemonium atrogriseum is the source of this 1021-nucleotide messenger RNA. RefSeq names its product glycoside hydrolase family 61 protein. Bases 160 to 837 code for a protein of 225 amino acids. The record is from RefSeq and is a predicted model, not a curated record. The transcript is spliced from 3 exons. NCBI's taxonomy places the organism in Eukaryota, Fungi, Ascomycota, Sordariomycetes, Cephalothecales, Cephalothecaceae.
UGUGGAAUAUAAGGAGCAGACCUGCCUGUGGAUGUGGAUUGCAUCGAAUUCCCAAUCUUCACCAUCUCGCAACAAAACCAAAGACAUCUCCGCCGGUAGGAAGUCAAUAAGCAGUCCGACAGACCAACAGUCUCGACACAGCAGCGUCGCAAAGCCAAGAUGAAGUUGAGCACAGCAAUCGCGCUCGCGUUGUCGGCAGCAGCCGAGGCACACUACGUAUUCCCAAGCGUCGGCAACACAGCGGACUGGGCGGCGGUCCGGCAGACCAAGAACUACCAGAGCAACGGCCCCGUGACGGACGUGGCGUCGCCCGACAUGCGCUGCUACCAGAUGCUGGGCGCGACGCAGAUCGUCAACGUGACCGCCGGCUCGACCCUCGCGUACAACGCCAAGACCUCCAUCUCCCACCCGGGCCCCAUGGCCUUCUACAUCGCAAAGGUCCCCGCCGGCCAGAGCGUCCUGGACUGGAACGCCGACGGCAAGGUCUGGUCCAAGAUCUACCAGGACCAACCCAGCAUCUCCGCCAGCAGCAUAACCUGGCCAUCACAGGGCGCCCAAUCGGUCAGCGUGACGAUCCCCAAGUGCCUAGCGGACGGCGAGUACCUGCUGCGGGCGGAGCACAUCGGCUUGCACAGCGCCAGUGCCGUGGGCGGGGCGCAGCUGUACAUCUCGUGCGCGCAGAUCUCGGUCAGCGGCGGGUCGGGCACCUACGCGCCCAAGAACCAGGUCGCCUUCCCCGGCGCCUACCCCGCCACCGACCCGGGCCUCGUCAUCAACAUCUACUACCCCAUCCCCACGUCGUACACGCCUCCCGGCCCAGCGGCCGAGACUUGCUAGAGGGCUGAUUUGGUGGGCUCGGGGGUGGUGGAGUGAGUCCUUGGAUCUCGAGGGAUGCCUGGGCUGAGUUGAGGUAUUAUGUGUGUGAUGGGGAGUCUGAGACUCUAGAAUAACCCAGCAAAGGGGUUCGAAUGUAUAUAUAGAUAUAUAUAUCUUAGAAGCACAAAAAAACGCCUGACUCAAC